Didymodactylos carnosus is the source of this 767-nucleotide messenger RNA. Lineage: Eukaryota; Metazoa; Rotifera; Eurotatoria; Philodinida; Philodinidae. The record is from the annotation of a GenBank genome assembly.
AUGCAACAGUCCAGCACUAAAACCAAACAUGCCUAUCGAAAAGUCGAUGAUUUCGAAAGACAAACCAUACUUAGUUUGGUUCAAGCACUCGGGAACUCCGCCUCGGCCAUUGCAAAUUAUAUUCGUGCCUCUGGUAAUGAUUACGGUGAACUUGGUCGGUAUUAUCAGACAAUUACUUAUAAUUCAGCACGAAAGCGAAUCUAUGAUAUUUUAAGCAAUGCUGCAAAAAGAGCACAAGAUCCCCUAUGUUUUCAACCUACAUCUACUGAUGCAUUUGAUUAUGUCACAUCAAGUGACGGUAUUGAAAAUACAGAUACUGAGCGAGACACAUUCGUGAAAAGAGUGGUUGAUAAUUAUCAUGCUCAACAACGUAAACAAAAUCCUUCUCAACAACCUCUGUCAUCUAUUACAUUAACAGCAGCUGUUGAUCACUCAGAAAAUAGUAGACAGAAAUCAUCGACUGAACAUCCACCUCCACUAACAAACAUCGACUCAAUCACCCUAUUACGUCAAGAAAAUUCAACAACAAAUCCUGAUCCCAGUACAAUUUUUUCAACAGAAACUUCUGUUGAUGAUAUACAACUGAAUUAUGAAGAAAUAUCCGCUGUUGAUAUUCCACUAAGUGAACCAGUCAGUGAGAGUGCACCCACUGCAUUACUUACACCAGAUCCUGUUGUUUCACAACCAACUCUCUUAACAAAUUUUCCACUGUCUUUCGCCACGUCUCUACCACAAAUACCCAAUGAUAUUUUACAAAAAUUGCCCGA